This is a messenger RNA of Lineus longissimus, 3898 nucleotides long. Its product is annotated as H(+)/Cl(-) exchange transporter 7-like. Bases 272 to 3394 code for a protein of 1040 amino acids. Gene Ontology annotation, cellular component: membrane; intracellular membrane-bounded organelle. Gene Ontology annotation, molecular function: voltage-gated chloride channel activity. Lineage: Eukaryota; Metazoa; Nemertea; Pilidiophora; Heteronemertea; Lineidae. The transcript has 20 exons. The record is from RefSeq and is a predicted model, not a curated record. Gene Ontology annotation, biological process: chloride transport; transmembrane transport.
GACCUAUUACCUAUAUGCGAGUCCUGCCUUUUGAGCUAAAGCCUUAAGUGCAAGUUGUCUUUGUGGUGAGAAUUUCAUUCUCGAACUCGUGGGAGGACCAUCAGCUGUCACAAUAUGCUGAGUACUUCCUGAAGUUUCCAGCAAGACUACUUGACAUGUAAAUGAAGUUUAGUGCCUGAUUUACACUAGAAACUCAAGUCAGAUGGACCCUACGUAUUUUGGCUGGCCUGCAAGUUAAAUGAUGUUGUUAAACUGAUCUCAAACCUUCAAAAUGGAAUUGAACAGUUCGCCCCAAAGCAGUACGCCCUUGUCAUCCCACCAGCAUGGCGCAAGGUCGCACCAUCACCAUAGCCAUGCCCACCAUAGGAGGAGAUUCCACUUCGGCAAACGCCAUAGCAAGUUGCCCAUGAAGGGCUUCCACGGGGACGACCUGCCUGAAAUACACCACGAGGACGAUGCGGGUCAUGGCGCCGGGUGCUGCGGAAAGGUCAAGGACGAACAGAAGGGUCGAGACUUCGCUAGCGUCUUCACCAACCAUCGCUACACGGAGGCAGAGCGGAAAGUCCUACUGAAUUUCACCAGUUUAGACUAUCUGCCUUCCUACAGUGAGGCCUACAAAAAAUGGCUGAAAGAACAACCAAACAGAUUAGACUGGGAUCGAUGGGUGAUGAUGGGAUUGAUAGGUUGCAGUAUCGGCAUUGUUGGCUUCUUCCUCCAUCAAGUGGUCGAGAUCAUUGCUGAGGUAAAGUGGGAGCACGCGGAGGAGUUCCUUCAUCAUAACGGCAUAGGCGUGGCGUACGGAUGGGUUCUAGGAUACAGUUUAGUGUUUGUUGGUGUCUCCUCGGCAAGCGUGGCGUUCAUCUACCCAGCUGCUGCGGGCUCUGGCAUCCCAGAAAUCAUCGGUUUCCUCAAUGGCACUGUCGUCAGAUAUGCCUUCAACCUCAAACAACUGGUUAUCACAUUCUUUUCGUGCGUUUGUGCAGUGGGAGGUGGACUUCCGGUGGGACCGGAAGGCCCAAUGAUCCACAUGGGAUCCAUUAUUGGAGGGGGCCUGAGCCAAUUCCGUUCGCGGACGCUUAAGUUCGUCCUCCCAGCCUUCGAGAGAUUCCGUAACCCUGAGGACAGGAGAAACUUCACUUCAGCGGGCGCCGCAGCCGGCGUGGCCUCCGCCUUCGGGGCGCCGGUUGGAGGACUCCUGUUCGCCAUGGAGGAAGUGUCGUCCUUUUGGAGCGUCAAGUUGGGAUGGAUGAUUUUUUUCUGUUGUAUGAUUGCCACGUUUACAACUGAUCUUCUCAACUCUGGAUUUGGUGGUUUUCAUUACUCGGGGAGCUUUGGCUUGUUUCAGCCUGAAAAGUACAUCCUAUUUAGAGUAACAAAAGCCAUCCCAGUGAACCUGAUGAUGUUUAUGCCAGCCGUGGUACUAGGAAUUAUGGGGGGUGUUCUAGGCGCUCUAUUCACCGUUCUCAACCUCAAGAUAAGACGAAUACGCCGAUUGAUCAAUUCGAAAAUAAAAAAUAAACAUUUGGAGAAAUUAAACAAGUUCUGUGAAACAAUAGUAAUCAUGAUACUAAUGGCCACAGCCUCGGUCUUCCUGCCAAUGGCUUUCAACUGUCAGCCUCGAAGUUGCGAGAUCAUGGAAUCAAACGCCACAGACGCUGUGUCAGCAGGAACACCCGCUCCCCAUGUCGCACCUGCUUCGGGGCACCACCGAGUUGGACGUUCUGCAGCGGGCCAUGGGGCCCCUGCUGCUUCUCAUGGUAGUCACGGUUAUGAAACGCCAGACACGAAUGCUUCAAAUUCUCGUAAAACUUUGCAGUAUUGGGCCUAUACCCUUGAUGUAUCCGCAGCUGUGAUAUAUGAUCGUGAAAGAGGAGUAUGCCUGACAGACGCCGAUCAUCCGAUAAAAACCGGUCACGUGGUUUCCUACGUCUGCGCGAAAAGGGAGAUGAACGGAAGUAAGAUCAUCCGCCAUGGAGAAUACAACGAAGUCGCAACAUUGUUCUUCUGCCAAGGAGCCAUGGCAGUGAAGCAUCUCUUCACUAGGACCGCCCACUACGAGUUUGGCUACACGAGUUUGAUUGCAGUCCUUAUCAUCUACUUCCUACUUGCCUGUUGGGCGGCGGGGAGCAGUGUGUCCAGUGGUAUCGUGGUCCCCAUGCUCAUGAUCGGGGGCCUCUACGGUCGGAUCAUCGGCCUUGUGACACUCGACAUCUACGGCGGUAAAGUCCCCACUGAAGUAUUCUGGGGGUGGAUCGAUCCCGGGGCGAUGGCGCUGAUAGGAGGUGCUUCAUUCUUUGGCGGUGUGUCCAGGUUGACGCUGUCUUUGACGGUAAUAAUGAUUGAAAUAACGAAUGACGUCCAAUUCCUCCUGCCCAUUAUGACGGCCAUUAUGGUGUCCAAGUGGGUGGGCGACCAGAUCACCCAUCCACUGUACCAUUCCAUGCUAGAGUUGAAGUGUAUUCCUUUCCUGGAUAGCGAACCUGUUGUCUUCCACGACCACGAACUGCAGAAUCUCGAAUUUUACGAAGCAAGACACAUCAUGCGUAAGACCAUCGUAGUGUUGCGGACCAAAGAGACGAUUCAGGACCUGGCCAACCUCAUACUCAACACAAACUAUGGUGGUUUCCCUGUGGUACAUCCUGAUGGAGAGUACGGGUUCGAGGUGGAUUAUGGAUACAUCACAAGAAUCGAGCUGACUGUGAUCUUAUACCAAAGUGACUUUUGGAAGUACUCAGAGGAUGGCUUGACCGUUACAUCCGAAUGUCCUUACACCGAGGUGUGUGUUGACCGCAUCAUGGAAAAGCAAAGAGCUAGGCGGGAACUGGCCAAAUACUCUUCUGAAGCAAAAUGGGAACAUAUUUGGAUUGACUUAGCACGAUUCGUCAACAAGUCUUCCCCGACAAUUCCCGAACACUUCUCGUUGCAUAGAACCUAUAUCCUUUUCCGCACGCUCGGUCUCCGCCACCUGACAAUCGUCAACCAAAGGAACCAAGUGGUAGGCGUCAUCUCGCGAAAAGAUCUCAUGGGUUUCAACUUGGAGGAAACAUUGGAGGCACUACGCGAAAAGGAAAACGAACCCAAGGAACUCAUCGUCGAUACCAAGGUUGAGGGAAUAGAAGGAGGAAUUGAGCCCCUCAUCAACGAGAAUAAUAGUAUUAAUGGGAAGGACCCGCGGAUCCAGAUCGAUGGACAAGAGGUGCUUCUCAGACCGAGAAGGACACGCGGCAAAAACGUGAGGAUGAGCCGAGAUCUCACACGGGAGCUGAACGCACCAACGAAUGUCGAGUUCGAUGGUGACAUUACGGAGUAUGAUCCGGGCCCCUACAUGGAUUCCCGGGUCUCGUCCUGGAUCGACUCGUCCCGAUUGAACUCGGUCAUUGAUCCCAGAGACUAGCAAAAGUGCCGAGAAAUAUUGGGUCAAAGUUGUUUGUCAUCCAUACACCAAUGCUAGGGUGUCCUCGUUGAUUUUUAAAAUAAACCUUCAGUGCUGAAGCUAGCGAGGUGUUGUCCGGUUUUACAGAGAAACCUCAGCUGGUUUGAGUCACGAAAUGAACUUGCAAUUUUCGGACAAUCCGUCCUCUGAUUUGAAUCAAGAUGAAUUCUUGUUAUAUCGUAUGUGCCAUAUACAUUUUUAUGUUUUAAUUCUCUGGUAGCUAGGAUACAAUCACCCAUACACGCGAGUACGAUAGAAAUGGUAUGUUCACCAAUACACGACUCACAUAGGAAUGCAGUUUCACCAGGUCGUAGUACUUGUGCAUGUUUUAUCUUGACUGUACAACAGAACUUUUGGCAAGUAGUUCUAACGCACGUCCCUGUUCUCGUCAUAUAAAUCUAAUGUUCACGAAUGUGCAACUGAACUUGAGGUAGAUUUCUGUUUACUAAAAUUUGAUGUAAAAUA